GUUGGUUCUCUCCUCCACCCGUCAAGCGUAUUUUUGCAUUCAGCUCUUUUUCAGAUCUCCAAAUCGUGACCCCAGUGGGUGGACAUUUUUCGUUGCAUAUCUAGGUGCAUUUUCACUCGGUUUAGUAUGUUCACACUGGUAACCUUGUUCGUGUUACAUGUUUACGAAUACCUGUUGCUUUUGUUCAGAGCACUGAACGUCGCAAGGCCGAGUCAUCUAAUGCGCAUCUUGGAACAUGUUGACCGAUUUUAUUGUAUAGAUAUGGACUCCAGGCCUCAUAAUAUGGGCGGAAAUGUGAUCCUGUACUACAACAUAGGCUCAAUGUGUGAAAUGAGUGUUGACAAGAGCUCGAGUCUUAUUCGAGGGCUCCUUUGAUUUCUCUAUUCCUGAUUUGACUGACUGCUGUGACUGCAGACUUAUGUCGAGACUUAGUCUUGAGGUCACACAGAGAUAUCGAUACUGCCAUGGACUCGUCAGGGAAAACCUCCUUCGUGAAAACAAGGUAAUUCCUGAUAAUUUUUGGUAAUUGCUCGUAAUUUCAGUGAAACCAAAUUUCCCAACUCCAGUCGCAGUUACUUCGAAUUACUUUUGGUCAAUUUCGAUCGAGUAUCUUGAAUUUAAUCAAGGUUAGGACACACGAACAUCAAUUCAAGCAAUCGAACAAAAAUGUCGUCACCAGAAGAUGUGAAAAGAUCAGCAAAGUCGAGCUAGAUAUUGGUAUCAGUACUAUGGUAUUGGUUACCACUAGUUCGUGC
Messenger RNA from Suillus bovinus, 755 nucleotides. RefSeq lists its product as uncharacterized. NCBI's taxonomy places the organism in Eukaryota, Fungi, Basidiomycota, Agaricomycetes, Boletales, Suillaceae. The record is from RefSeq and is a predicted model, not a curated record. The transcript has a single exon. Bases 127 to 375 code for a protein of 82 amino acids.